AAGAAGAAAAGAAACAAAAUGGCUGUUGGGAUCAUUGUGGAUGAACAUGCGUCUUCAGUCUCUGUCGAGAGGCUAUGGAAGGCAGCCAUUGUGGAUAGUCACAACCUUGUCCCUAAGCUUCUUCCCACCAUCAUUUCAAGCAUUGACAUCCUUGAAGGAGGUGGAGGAGUUGGCACCAUCAAGCUGUUAAACUUCGCAGCUGAUGUUAAGGGUGCUAAGUUCAUUAAGGAUCGUGUGGAUGUGAUGGAUCAUGAGAAGCAUAUAUUCAAGCACUCUAUCAUUGAAGGAGGCCUUAUUGGUGAUAAGAUGAAGUCUUAUGCUGCUGAGGUUUCUUUUAAAUCAUCAACCAGUGAUGAGGGAGGUUCUUUGGCCAACCUGAAAAUAGAGUAUGAACUAUUAGAGGAUGGUGGAGUGCCAUCUGAAGAAGAGAUCAGCAACAUAAAGCAAGUGCAUAUGGCAAUGGUUAAGGCUGUUGAUGGGUAUCUCUUGGCCAACCCAAAUGCUUAUGCUUAAUUCACCCAAUUGGCUUUUGUUUCUCCGUGUCUUCUUCUCUUGCCUAUUUGGGAUUUCGAUAAUAUGUAGGCUGUAAAACGGUCGGUUAUUAUGGCUAAUAAUGUGUUGAG
This is a messenger RNA of Tripterygium wilfordii, 623 nucleotides long. Its product is annotated as major pollen allergen Bet v 1-A-like. The transcript is spliced from 2 exons. The coding region runs from base 19 to 513 and encodes 164 amino acids. The record is from RefSeq and is a predicted model, not a curated record. Gene Ontology annotation, molecular function: signaling receptor activity; abscisic acid binding; protein phosphatase inhibitor activity. Gene Ontology annotation, biological process: abscisic acid-activated signaling pathway; defense response. Gene Ontology annotation, cellular component: nucleus; cytoplasm. Lineage: Eukaryota; Viridiplantae; Streptophyta; Magnoliopsida; Celastrales; Celastraceae.